GAAGAACUUGCCAUUUAGGAAAGGGGAAAAAAAGCAAUAAAAGAAAAGAUUGUUUUUAUUAUUUUCCUCACCAGAAAUGGCCAAUGUGCUGUGUAACAGAGCCAGGCUGGUUACAUACCUCCCAGGAUUUUACUCUUUAGUCAGAAGAGUUGUAAAUCCCAGAGCUUUUUCUACUGCUGGAUCUUCAGGUUCAGAUGAGUCUCACGUAGCUACUGCGCCACCAGAUAUAUGUUCAAGAACUGUGUGGCCAGAUGAAACUAUGGGACCUUUUGGGCCCCAGGAUCAAAGAUUUCAGCUCCCUGGGAAUAUAGGUUUUGACUGUCACCUCAGUGGAACGCCUUUGCAGAAGAAAAGUCCAGUUCAUAGAACUUUGCCUGAUGUCCUAGCAGAGCCUUUAUCAAGUGAAAGGCAUGAAUUUGUGAUGGCACAGUAUGUAAGUGAAUUUGAGGGAAGUGAUGCACCUGUUGAACAGCAGGAAAUUAACAGAGCAGAAACUUAUUUUGAAAGUGCCAAAGUAGAAUGUGUAAUACAAACAUGUCCAGAGCUGCUUCGAAAAGAUUUUGAAUCAAUGUUUCCAGAAGUGAAUUCUGGCAAAUUAGUAAUACUAACUGUAACACAAAAAACCAAAAAUGAUAUGACCAUAUGGAGUGAGGAGGUUGAAAAUGAAAGAGAAAUGCUGUUGGAAAAGUUUAUAAACGGUGCUAAAGAAAUUUGUUAUGCUCUACGUACUGAAGGGUAUUGGGCUGACUUUAUUGACCCAUCAUCUGGAUUGGCAUUUUUUGGACCGUAUACAAACAAUACUCUUUUUGAAACAGAUGAGCGUUAUCGACAGUUAGGGUUUUCUGUUGAUGAUCUUGGCUGCUGCAAAGUGAUUCGCCAUAGUAUUUGGGGUACCCAUGUGGUUGUUGGAAGUAUCUUCACGAAUGCCACAGCUGACAGUCGCAUUAUGAAGAAAUUAAGUGGAAACUAGGUGGCAGCUGCAUUAUUUGUACUUGCCAUUUUGUCUAUAAACACUGUAAAAAGUCUUCAGUUUUUUAAAGUACUCAUUUCUAGGUUUAAAAAAUAUUUAUUUCAGCAUCUGUAAACUUAAGAGUUUGUGAUUUACGAGAUUUUCAAAAAUUGUCAAAUGUUUGCUCAUUUUUGUGAAAUACAUGUUAACCACCUACAUUGUAUAAAAAGCAGUAAUUCAUAUGGAUCCAGGGCUUGAUCCCAUAUUACAUGUUUAUGGAGUUUUAACUAUUUCUCCUUUAUAUUUGAAAAUUUCAAUUUUACUUACAUCCUUCCAAAAAUAAAUCACAGGUUAAGAAGAUAAAGAUGAUGUUUCUUUUCCCAUUGUGAUGCCUUUCAGAUUUGUUUCUGAAAGCUUUUAAAUUCAGAUCCAUGUAAAUCUUAUCAGGUUGCACAAUUUUGGUAAAUUAUAGUUGUGAUAUAUAGAUUCAGGUUAAGAAUCUUUCUCCAUGUUUACUGGAAAAGCAGUACUUUUUACUACAUUUUUAAAGUUGGUCUUCCUCUAAAACUUUUAAAGUUUUGAUAUUUUUUUCAUUUUCACUCUGUAGAUAUUUACUUUGUGUCGAGGUGCAUACAUCAACAUCAUUAUGUAACCUAUUAUAGACAAUUUUUAAUUUGUUUCAUUUGCCAAAUCUAUUUUUGUGAUCCAAGGAUAAAUUGAAACUGCUGCAUGUUACAGAAUAAAUACCUCAGCCAAUGACAGAACUUAUUUUUUGAUAAUACCAACUUGAAAAGACUAAUCUUGUAUCAUUGGCUUUUUGCCAGUAACCCCUGUGAAAAUAAUAAGAAUAUGUAACUUAUGCCAGAAGGUGUUCAUUGCCCUCGUAUCUUGGGUUCCUCCUGUAGUUGUUAAAUGGGAGUAUCAAGUACCUAUUUAAGAAUUGACCCACAGAAAUGACAAAAUCUUAGUAUUACCUUCUUUGAUUAACACUUAGCUUGGUACCAGGUAAUGUUUAUACUUACAAAGAAAGUAUUUAAGUUAUCAUUUUAUUGUAAAGAAAAGCAGUGAUUCCCUUUUUUUUCUGUACUGAACACUACAGUCAGUAUUUUUUAAAUGGGCUGCCAGAUAAGGGGUUGGAGAAGAUAAUCCCUAAGAUCUGUUCCAGCUUUUAACAUUCUUUAAUUCUAGAUGUUAAUGAUUCAAGUAUAGAAAUCAUCCCUAAUAAAACUCUUAAUGAACUCCCAAGGGUCCAUGCUAUGAGAGUACUUCACUGUAUGGUCCUUUUCUUCAGUAAAUUGUCCUCUAUAUUCCAUGUAUUUUUAAGUAGUUCCUACUACUUCAUAGUUUGCUUAUUUUUUAAUGCAUUAGUACCCCCCCCCCAGAAUACUACUUUUUCAUUCUUUGCUACUUUGACCCGCUUGUAUUCAUCAGCUGGAGUUGAUUUAUCAUUUCAUAUAUUUCUCUUGUCAUCUAUCUUCACUUCUUUCCGAAAAAGAAGCACCCCAUUCAGGAAAAAGAGGUUUACUGCUGUCUUUUGUUAGAUAAACAAAGCAUUGGAAAAAUGUUUGUUUUAUCUAUGUUUUGUUUUUGAUGCAGUUACCAGCAGUAUGGCAGAAAGCAAAGACUUCUUAUACAGAGUUGUAUGCUAAAAGGAACAGUGUUUUUAUAAAGUUGUGAUAUUUAGAUAGCGUGAAGACAAACUAGUGAGUUCUGUGAACCCAACCCUUACACAAGGAAAUGGGUGACAGUUACUAUGCUAAUAAAUGCCUGUAAAACAACUCAGGUCUUAUUUUUCAUACAUUCCCUUGACUAUGACUCUACGAGGAAGGGUAAGAAAUGUACUUGCAAAAUUAGUGACUAUCCAAAUCAACUACUGUUCCAAAAUAGAGCUUGGUUUAAAUUAGGAAAAUUAGAUUGAUACAGUGACAUUGACAAGUUCAGCUUCAAUUAUCUUUAAAAUAUUUUUAUACUUUUUUUUUUAUGUGUACCAACUUUGGCAGCUUAAGUUGUACAGUCACCAUUUUAAUACUUUUUUUAAGCUGUAUCUUUGGCUUGUAAGUUUUCUGUAUCAUGCAAAUCUUCUAAUCAUACCUUGCCAUGUCAACAGCCAGAAAGUCCAAAUUCAUAUUUUAAAUGUUUCAUUUCUGCUUCUGUCAUCAUAUAAUAUACAGUGCCUUGACUAUUAAAUGGGGUACUUAAUCAUUUGGUGGACUCAUAGAUAGAAAUAAAGAUCUUAUUUCUGUGUUUUUACAA
Molecule: messenger RNA, 3202 nt
Organism: Phascolarctos cinereus (koala)
Lineage: Eukaryota; Metazoa; Chordata; Mammalia; Diprotodontia; Phascolarctidae
Gene: MMADHC
Product: metabolism of cobalamin associated D
Biological process (GO): cobalamin metabolic process
Cellular component (GO): mitochondrion
Source: RefSeq, a predicted model, not a curated record